Messenger RNA from Salvia splendens (bonfire salvia), 1179 nucleotides. Its product is annotated as myb-related protein 330-like. The transcript is spliced from 3 exons. NCBI's taxonomy places the organism in Eukaryota, Viridiplantae, Streptophyta, Magnoliopsida, Lamiales, Lamiaceae. Bases 114 to 1082 code for a protein of 322 amino acids. The record is from RefSeq and is a predicted model, not a curated record.
CACACAAAUUAAUAAAAGAGAGUAAAAAUUGAAUCAAAUUCAAACGCUACAAAUAAGAAAUUUAAUCAAGUAGAGUUGAGAGAGAGAGAGAGAGAGAGCGACAUAGCAACUAAAUGAGAAGCCAGUCGUCGAAAAUGGCCGGCGAGGGGAAGGCGAAGGCCGGGCUGAAGAAGGGGCCGUGGACAGAGGAGGAGGACGAGCUGCUGAGGAACUGCAUAAAGAGAGAGGGAGAGGGGGGUUGGCGGAAUUUGCCGCAGAAGGCGGGGCUCCUCCGCUGCGGGAAGAGCUGCCGCCUCCGUUGGAUGAACUACCUUCGCCCCACCGUCAAGCGCGGCCACAUGUCCCCCGAUGAGGACGAUCUCAUCCUCCGCCUCCACCGCCUCCUUGGCAAUAGAUGGUCAUUAAUAGCUGGAAGAAUUCCCGGGCGUACUGACAACGAGAUUAAGAACUAUUGGAACACUCAUCUAAGCAAGAAGCUAAUUAGCCAAGGAAUUGAUCCCAAAACUCACCAACCCUUCAACCCCAAUCCCUCCAUUAGUCACCAACCUUUCAACCCUAAUCCCCCCAUUAGUCACCAACCUUUCAACCUUAAUCUCUCCAUUAAUCAUAACCAUUCAUUUAACAACCCUAAUCCCUCCAUUAAUCCUAGCCAUUCACUUUACAACCGUAAUCCUUCCAUCAAUCAUAGCCAUUCACGUAACAACCCUAAUCCCUCCAUUAAUCAUAACCCUAAUCCCUUCAUUAAUCACAUCCAUUUACUUAACAACCCCAAUCCAUCCAUUAAUCACAAUCAUUCACUUAAAAGCCCUAAUCUCUCCAUGAAUCCUAACCAUUCACUUGACAACCACAAUCCCUCUAUUAAUCCUGACCAUCCACUUAACAACCCUAAUCCCCCUAAUAAUCCUAACCAUCCACUAAUUAACAACCCUGAUCCCUCCAUUAAUCAUAACCAUGCACUCAAUCAAGAUGGAGAUGAAGGAAUGCUAGAUUUCUUCAACUACGACGACUCUCUCUCUUCAUUCUUGAACUCGUUCAUGAAUGAUGAAAUGUUCAUCAGCAGCAGCCACCAGCAGUCAGUAUGACGGAUUUUUGAUUCGGGGAUGCGUUGUCGGCCGAGCAAUCGUGCGUCGAGUGGUCGCCGAGAGGCAGCAACGUAACACACACCUAUCUUCAUCUUCU